GAGGAGGAGGAGGAGGAGGGGGUGCGGAUCACCCCCCAGCUGCUGAAGGCCAGCACCGGGGAGUUCGCCCUGGAGUCCAUCCUGCUGCUGAAGCUGCGGGGCCGCGGCAUCGCCCACCUGGGCUGCCUGGGCGACUGCGCCAACCUGGAGUGGCUGGACCUCUCCGGCAACGCCAUCGCCCAGCUGGGACCGCUGGCCGCCCUCAAGUCCCUCGCCGUCCUCAACCUCUCCCGCAACCGCGUCGCCAGCCUGGAGCCGCUUGGCUCCUGCCACAACCUCCAGAGCCUCAACGUCGCCGGUAACCUGGUGAGCAGCCUGCAGCAGCUGCGCUGCCUGACGGGGCUGCGGCGCCUGGAGAGCCUGCGCCUGCGAGACCCCCUCGCCCGCCUCGCCAACCCUCUCUGCGCCGCCCCGGCUUACCGUGCCGCCUUGGCGGACAUGUUCCCCGGCCUCAAAGCCAUCGACGGCGAGCGGGUGUCCGGUCGCGGCAGCGAGCUCUACCAGCUCUGCCGGGAUCUCGACAGCUCGCUGGGACGCGGCGGCGGCGCCGGUACUGGUACCGAACCACCCCGCGCGGCUCAGCCCUGGGUGGAGGCGAGUUUCUGGGAGCCGCGGCCGCCCCGGCGCAGCUCCAUCAUGGAGGAGGCCUACAAGCAGUUCGGGGAGGUGCUGCAGGAGUGCCGGGAGCUGAGCCGCCGCGCCGACGACACCAUCGCCCAGGCGGAGCGGACGCUGAGCGGCCGACCUGACCCCAACUCCUUUGUCUUCUGA
Molecule: messenger RNA, 771 nt
Organism: Haliaeetus leucocephalus (bald eagle)
Lineage: Eukaryota; Metazoa; Chordata; Aves; Accipitriformes; Accipitridae
Gene: LRRC61
Product: leucine rich repeat containing 61
Exons: 1
Biological process (GO): outer dynein arm assembly
Cellular component (GO): cytoplasm
Molecular function (GO): protein binding
Source: RefSeq, a predicted model, not a curated record